UUUUCAGAAGUGCAAUAUUGUAUUGUAUGUAUGUAUGUAUCUCAAAUCAAUUUAAGUUUGGCGUCCGAGAAAAGCUAAAAGAAAGUUGCUGAUCCCCAAAAGUGACACGUGUCAAUGACAUUUCCGUAAUUUUUUUUCUUUACACUCAGUGUGCAGAAAAAACCAAUGUAAUCAAUACAUUAAUAGAAAGUGCGGAAAUGAAAGAGUAACCAAUGAAGUGCGUACAGAGUAGGCUGAUAAAUGGCAUUUCUUUUGAGGUUCAAAAGAUAAUAUUUAAAGAGUUGGUCGAAAUUUUUAAAAAGCGGAAACAUAUCUAAUGAGCUUGGUCAAGAUUUUUUUUCCUUCUAGUACAUAAGACGUAAGACUUUUGCCUUAAUUUUAUUUUCAUUGAGACAACUUAGUUUGCCACACAGAACUUAAAAUGGCUAACGAUCUUGGAUCAAGAAGUUCAACCCUGGUUAUCCUGGAGGGCUCCUUUUUAGUGAUUCUAAACAUUUUGUCACUUAUGGGAAAUGUUUUAGUCUGUUUGUCGGUUUACAGAAACCCAAGAUUGCGCACAUCUACCAAUCUCUACAUCAUAGCCUUGGCUGUAAGCGACUUACUCUCCGCUGUUUUUGUAAUGCCUCUGGGUGAAAUAGUAUUGUUUUCAGGAAAAUGGCCAUUUGGUGAAACCAUUUGCCAACUUCACGCUUUCAUCAGCCUGUUUGUCAUCUACGUUUCCCCAGCAACCAUGAGUUUGACAGCUGUCAACAGGUACGUUCGGAUAUGCAGGUCAAGUAUAAGUUACAAGAAGAUAUUUUCUCACAGAAAAUCUCGUUUGUGGCUGGCUUUUGUGUGGUUCUUUGUAGCCUGUUACAUCGCAAUUCCGAGAUUUGCAAACUGGCAAGGAUUCGAGUUUGUACCGGGUUAUGCACAAUGUUCUAUCAAACACCUUGGAGAACAAGCCAAACUCAUUCAUUACUUAAUUGUUUUAACUGUUUUCCUUGCAUUACCUUUGCUUGCCACGGCAUUUUGUUACACAAAAGUUCUUAAAGCUAUCCGUCAACACAAAAUGGGAAUCCUUCCCUCUCUCAGUCAGAGGAGAAGAAACGAAGCACGCAUCACCGUCCAAGAGAUUAAACUCAGCAGAUCUCUCUUCAUUGUUGUUUUCACUUUUAUGUCGUGCUGGGUUCCACUCUGGGUGAUUGUUGUAUUAAGGCGUUUUGUCAUCAUGGACAUGCCCAGAAAUGUGGAACUGCUGUGCAUGUUUUUUCUCUACAUUUCAAACACCGUAAAUCCCGCCAUAUACUCUGGCAUGAAUUCAGCAUUUAGAAGCGAGUUUCGUCGCAUCAUAACAUGUACAUCGAAUAAUUUGGGCAACUCUCAGAGUUCACAGCGAGGAAAUUCACACCCCGGAGUUGAGCUUGGUUUGGUUACAUCCUGGCUACGGGGUGCCAGAGUGGAAGCACUUCAUGACAAUGGUUUGGAAAAUGCUCCUCAAGAAGAAUCGCAUAAGGGAAACACUCAAACACAGAAUAAAAACUACUUACAUAUCCCUACGGGAUAAGUUAUCAAGCUUCUUGAUG
Orbicella faveolata is the source of this 1565-nucleotide messenger RNA. RefSeq names its product melatonin receptor type 1B-B-like. NCBI's taxonomy places the organism in Eukaryota, Metazoa, Cnidaria, Anthozoa, Scleractinia, Merulinidae. The record is from RefSeq and is a predicted model, not a curated record. Gene Ontology annotation, biological process: G protein-coupled receptor signaling pathway. Gene Ontology annotation, cellular component: membrane. Gene Ontology annotation, molecular function: G protein-coupled receptor activity.